AUGAAGAUCAUUCAAAACAUAGAGAUGGGAGACCUAGUUCUGGUGGUUCAAAAGGAAUCGACACCAACCUCUAUCCAAUGUCCCAUGUUGACGUCAACUAACUACACAGUAUGGGCCAUGAGGAUGAGGGUUUUACUGCGAAUCAACAAGGUGUGGGAGGAGAUUGAACCUGGUUCAACCGAUGCCAACAAGAAAGAUAUCGCAACAGGGUUAUUGUUUCAAGCCGUUCCGGAGAAUCUGAUCUUGCAAGUCGGCGAGCAGGAAUCUCCAAAAGGAAUUUGGGACGCGAUCAAAGCACGGAACCUCGGAGCAGAUCGUGUCAAGGAGGCUCGUUUACAAACCCUAAUGUCCGAUUUUGAAAGAUUGAAGAUGAAGAAACCGGACACAAUAGAUAGAUUUACGGGAAAGUUAUCGGAGCUAGCUUCUAAAGCAGCUUCUCUUGGCAAAACUAUUGAAGAAACAAAGUUAGUAAGUAAGUUUCUUAAUAGCUUGCCAAGAAACAAAUUCAUCCACAUUGUCGCCUCACUUGAGCAAGUCUUGGAUUUAAAAACCACAAGCUUCGAAGAUAUAAUAGGGAGACUCAAAGCCUAUGAAGAAAGAAUCAGUGAUUCAGAAAAUCACGAAGAGACACAGGGGAAGCUGUUGUACGCAAACUCGGAGCAACAAACCCGUUAUGGCUCAAGAGGGAGAGGACGUGGAAGAAGAGGCAGAGGAAACAGAGGACGAGGCAGAGGAGGAAGGUUCAACUCGAAGGAUCAAUCAACAAACCAGAACGAUCAAAGCCAAGGGAAAGAAAAUAAGGAUAGGCCGAAGAUAAUUUGUUAUUGA
Molecule: messenger RNA, 828 nt
Organism: Eutrema salsugineum
Lineage: Eukaryota; Viridiplantae; Streptophyta; Magnoliopsida; Brassicales; Brassicaceae
Exons: 1
Coding region: 1-828 (275 amino acids)
Source: RefSeq, a predicted model, not a curated record